AUGGCGCAGAUAAAGAAAGCGGACAAGCGUGCGCUGUAUGUAGGCGGCUUAGACAAACAGGUGACAGAGCAGGCACUGUACACAGCAUUCAUUUCUUUUGGGCCGAUCAAAUCUGUGCAGAUACCCACCGACUACUCUACGCAGAGAGGCAAAGGCUUUGGCUUUGUAGAGUUUGUGGACGAAACCGAUGCCAAAGCUGCUAUUGACAAUAUGGAUGAGUCGGAGCUAUUUGGAAAAACAUUACGGGUCUCUAUUGCCAAGCCUGAUCGACCGAAACUUGGCUCUAAUAAACCAGUGUGGGCGGAAGCUGAUGAAACGAUGGAUGCUACAGAAGAGACAACAUAG
Molecule: messenger RNA, 345 nt
Organism: Peronospora farinosa
Lineage: Eukaryota; Oomycota; Peronosporomycetes; Peronosporales; Peronosporaceae
Source: the annotation of a GenBank genome assembly